This is a messenger RNA of Cetraspora pellucida, 906 nucleotides long. The record is from the annotation of a GenBank genome assembly. Lineage: Eukaryota; Fungi; Glomeromycota; Glomeromycetes; Diversisporales; Gigasporaceae.
AUGGGUUGCGUUUCUUCUAAAUUAAAAUUAAAGAAAGAAACUGAAACUAUGAAUUCACAAAGUGAAUUUCAAUAUCUUGAGGGCAGAAGGUAUCAUAAUACAGAAGGUGCCAUAUACCCUAUGCCAAAUGAUGAAGACGAGCAAGACAGAUUACACCUUCAACAUUUCUUGAUGAGAUAUCAUUGGCAAAGUAAUUUUUCUGCUCCCAUUAAUCAUAUCUUGACUAAACAAGGAGCCAAGAUCCUCGACAUCGGGUAUCCAACGGUUGAUAUUAUUGGAAUUGAUAUAUCUCCACACCAACCGUCGCAGAUAAAGCCUGGGAAUUUCACAUUCAUUAAAGCAAAUAUUUUAGAAGGUUUACCAUUCGAAGAUAAUACUUUUGAUUAUGUAUUUCAACGAUUUAUGUCUUAUGCAUAUACCAAAGAUGAAUGGCCACGUGCAAUAGAUGAGAUUUUUAGAGUUUUAAAACCAGGUGGAUUCGUAGAGUUCAUGGAACCUUCUCCAUUCCUUUUUGAUAUUGGGCCGGUUAAUCAACGUUUAUGGGAAGCUCAAACAUCGAUAAUGGAUCAACGAGGUGCAGACUCGUAUACAUAUGAAAAAUUAGAGAAGCUUCUAGAAAACAAUGGUGAGUUCGAAAACAUUAAAAAGGAAGUAAAAACAAUCCGUCAUGGUGAAAAUGUUGAUCCGAAACUUAAUAAAGUGGAUAUCAAUAAUUUAAUUAACAUAUUGGUUGGCCUAAAAGUCUUUAUGACAAAAUUAUUGCAAGUUUCAGAUGAUGAAUAUGAUGAGAUGCUUAAAACUGCAGAAAAAGAACUAUUUGAUUCCGAAUUUUAUUAUUAUUUGGUUCGUGCUUAUGCAAGCAAAAAAGUAGUUCCUAACGGUGAUCAAAAAACAACUCAAGAGUAG